Molecule: messenger RNA, 1784 nt
Organism: Olea europaea var. sylvestris
Lineage: Eukaryota; Viridiplantae; Streptophyta; Magnoliopsida; Lamiales; Oleaceae
Product: MACPF domain-containing protein CAD1-like
Exons: 3
Coding region: 1047-1658 (203 amino acids)
Biological process (GO): plant-type hypersensitive response; regulation of salicylic acid mediated signaling pathway
Cellular component (GO): plasma membrane
Source: RefSeq, a predicted model, not a curated record
UGAACCUCAGGAAAAGCGACUUUGAGUUACAUAUUAGACUUACUUUGAGUUACAUAUUAGACUUAGUCUUAAACAUGGGGUAAUAUGCUUGAAAUUUUGUACUUUAGUUUGAUCUGUGUGUACAAAUAUACCAGUGAACCAUUUGGUUCUAGUCCAUGGGGAGAUUCGUUUAUGUAAUUUAGGUUGCAUCUGAAUGAUGUCGUCAUGAUAUCUUAUUCUACUUAACAAAGAAUACAAUAAAUAUUAAUAAAUAAAAUUCUCGAAGAAUGAUAGGUGUUAAUUCAACGAACAAUGCUUGGAAUAUCUGAAGACAAAGCUAGUAACUUUCUUCUUGAUAAAGCAUGGUAUUGUUCGAGAUGUAUGAUGUGUUAAGCCUUUAAAUAAGGGGCUGACAACGUGGGGAUUAUGGUAUUCUGUAGAAGAGUGCUGAAGAUUAAAGAGAAUACAAAUGUGAGUUUGUGCAUUGAGAGAGAUUGUAUAAAAAUUUGAGUAUGGCUUUGUAAAUUUCCUCUUUGUUAAUUGCAAAUGUUAGAGUGUUCACAUGGGUUGGUAUGUGCAGGUAAAACCUCAUUUAGUUUGACUUUGACUGCUAAUCCCAUCUUCUCACCAGUGAAAUGGUAUAAAGGAGAUGAAGGGAAAGACGUGUAGGGAUUUAGGUUAGAAUAGGUGAUAUAAAAUGGCGAUAACAGGCAUAGUGUGGGCUGAAUUGCAAUGUUUUUCCUCUUUUUUUAGUUUUUAUUUACAUUAAGUUCUGGAGUUUAAGAAGGGUUUGUGUUUGAGGGACUGAUCAGGCUAGCAUGCAAGUUAGACAUGAUAGAAGGGUUACCUUUUAGCGAAACGGUGCAGUUAGAUUUCCAAACAUGUUCUGCUGUCAAACUUCGUUUACACAUUUUUCCAUCUCUCUCGAUAAAGUUAUAGGUUGACACUUAUGUGGACAUGUGUUAGCACAUUAAUAUAAGCACACUAAUUCAUGCGUAGUUAUUCGAUGAUCUCAUUAUCUUGCAUGAUAAGCUAAGUUUCAUUCUUUCUAUCGCACAUGACUGCAGAUGGUGGAAUACUUUAAUAAAAAGGCUAAUAUCUCUGGACACAUUCCUCUUGGUAGUUUCAAUGCUGUGUUCAACUUUACUGGUUCUAAGCAUGUAGAUGCUGCUGCCACAAAGUCUCUUUGCAUGGAUGGAAUUUUCAUUCCACUAGCUAAGAUUCAAAUUAUCAAAUCUCCCAUGGUUUUGCAUGAAAAUGUUAGAAGAGCUGUCCCAACAUCAUGGGACCCUCCAGCCCUGGCCAGUUUCAUUGAAAAUUUUGGGACACAUGUUAUUAUGUCUGUAACUAUUGGCGGUAAAGAUGUAAUCUAUGUCAAGCAGCACCAAUCUUCACCUUUGUCCACAAUGGAAAUAAAAAAUUAUGUUCAAGAUAUUGGAAACCAAAGGUUCUCUACUGCGGAAGGCCUUACAAAUUCAGGUUUAUUGAAGUCCAAGGAUAAGGGCAGUGACCCUUCUUUGUUUAACAGCCAAGGGAUAUACCCACAACCUGCCAAUGCACCUUAUCUCUCUGGGAACGGCAAAGAAGUAUGUAGAACCUUUUUCUUUCUUAUUUCAUUCUUCUACCUUCUCCUAAUGAAGUGCAAUCUGAUUUUUCGGAUGAUAACUUGGUGGAAGUAGCAUCAGAUAUGGAGAAAUUAUCAAAACGAGAAGAAGAAUAUAGCCAAUAAAUUUAGGAUCUGCACAUUAAUCUUUUUCACCUUGUCAUUCCGUCAAGCUAAGAAAUUAUGUCAAAAAAAAAAAAAA